CCUGGUCUCCCCGUGGUAACAGGUUUUCUGCAUUUGGGUGGCCUUCGGACUGCUCUGUACAAUUAUAUUUUUGCCAAAAACCACCAAGGGACCUUUAUUUUGAGGGUGGAGGAUACGGAUCAAAAUCGAGUGGUGCCUGGAGCUGCAGAAGGAAUAGAAGAUAUGCUGGAUUGGGCAGGUAUUCCCCCUGAUGAGAGUCCUCGCCGCGGUGGUUCCUUUGGACCCUACCAGCAGUCACACAGACUUGACCUUUACAGGAGAGCCACCCACGUGCUUUUGGAGAGAGGCGCGGCGUACCGCUGCUUUUGUACCCCUCAGCGCCUGCAAUUGCUGAAGAAGGAGGCUUUGCGGAGCCAGCAGACCCCGCGGUAUGACAACCGGUGUCGGCACCUGACGCCCACAGAAGUGUCUGAGAAGCUGUCACAGGGCCUUGACUGGGUAGUCCGCUUCCGGCUGGAGAAGGGGGUUGAACCCUUUCGGGACCUGGUCUAUGGCUGGAGCAAGCAUGAAGUGGCUGACGUGGAAGGCGACCCAGUGAUUCUCAAGGGGGACGGCUUCCCCACUUACCACCUGGCAAACGUGGUGGAUGACCAUUACAUGGGCAUCAGCCACGUUCUGCGGGGAACUGAGUGGCUUACUUCAACGUCCAAGCACCUCCUUCUCUACAAAGCCUUUGGCUGGGAUCCCCCUCAGUUUGGUCACCUCCCGCUGCUUCUGAACAAAGACGGUGGCAAGCUGUCGAAAAGGCAGGGGGACAUCUUUCUGGAGCGUUUUGCUCGGGAUGGCUACUUGCCAGAGGCUCUGCUGGACAUCAUAACCAACUGUGGCUCUGGAUUCGCAGAGAAACAGAUGGGGAGGACUUUGGAGGAGCUGAUCUCACAGUUUGAAAUAGGCAGAAUUACAACCCAUUCUGCCCUCCUGGAUCUUGAAAAACUCCCAGAAUUCAACAGGAUUCACCUCGCCCGUCAUAUUGAGAAUGAAGGGCUGCGACAGAAGCUAAUUAGAGAGUUGCAGUUGUUGGUGGAGCACGUCUAUGGGGAUCAACAAGUGGAUCAAGAGGUUCUAGAAAAGGAGUAUGUGGAGCGAGUCCUCCUGCUGAGAAAAGGUCACAUAAGCCUCCUGAAGAACCUGGUGUCCUCUGAUUAUUCUUACUUAUGGGUUAGGCCCUCGGUAUCCCGAGAGCAGCUACAAACUAUUUCUGGAGAAGUAGAUGAAAUAGGAAAACUAGUCUUAGGGCUCAUGACAAGGCAGGCAGCUGUUUUGACUGUGGAGGAGUUGAACAAAGAUCUGAGAAGCCUCCAGAAACAAACCAAAGAGACUAAGUACAGCAGCGUGAUGAAGCUCCUUCGCUUGGCUCUCAGUGGGCAGCAGCAUGGACCGAGUGUUGCUGAGAUGAUGGUGACUUUGGGACCCAAAGAAGUGUGUGGAAGAAUACGCAAAGCACUAUCUAGCUAAUACGAGACAGAAACGACGCCGACAGCCAGCCCGUGGACUCAGAUGGUGUAGGCAGCACGUGUCAUUGUCCUAGACCUGUAUUUUUUGAUCUCGGCGUGAUUAGCCUUGAUCAGAUGAGCUGGGCUUUAGACCAGGCAGGUGUCACCAUGAUGUUUCCAGGUCUGUAUGUAUCUGCACCAAGCAUAAGGCAGUUUGUCUGGGAGAGGAACCGAAUACAGAUUUAGGUCUGUCCUUCUGCUUUCAUCUCGUGCAAAUAGCCUGGUUUCCAGGUUGGGAGAAAGAGACUUGUAUCAGCAUUUAAAUUCAGACCAUGUGGACAGAGUGUAAUGCUAUUUCUGAUACCAGCACAGCUUGUGUCCAAGCAAUCGGGUCUCUUUUUGGAGAGGGCCUCGCAAUCAGGGUACCUACAGCUACAACUACACAGGUCCCCAAGAAAUACCAUGAGGAGGGUAUUUUCACAUAUAUAUAUAUAUAUAAAAAAUAUGUGUAUAUUAUAGCUGCUGCCCUCUUAUCUGCCCGGUGCCCUGCCAGGCCGAGCUGCUCGGAGAGGGGGACUCUCCUCCCUCUAUAACUGUGUCACGCGUGUGGUUCUGCUAAAAAUAUCCCUGACCAGGAG
Pygoscelis adeliae (Adelie penguin) is the source of this 2071-nucleotide messenger RNA. RefSeq names its product glutamyl-tRNA synthetase 2, mitochondrial (gene EARS2). The record is from RefSeq and is a predicted model, not a curated record. The annotation marks the transcript as partial. NCBI's taxonomy places the organism in Eukaryota, Metazoa, Chordata, Aves, Sphenisciformes, Spheniscidae. The transcript is spliced from 8 exons. Gene Ontology annotation, biological process: glutamyl-tRNA aminoacylation. Gene Ontology annotation, molecular function: tRNA binding; glutamate-tRNA ligase activity; zinc ion binding.